CAUAAAUACCGGCGCAUGGCCGGAGAUGCCAUCAGUCAGCUAGCAGCAUUGCAUAGCAGCACAUCAUCGCAACAGCACAGCAGCGCAGCCGAGAAGUUUACGAACGCAAACAUGCCAGCAGUCAACGCCAGCCUCUACUUUAACCCCAUGCACAUGGAUAAGAAGGCUCAGAGAAAGGUUCUGAAGCCAAUGAUCGAGAAGAAGAGACGAGACAGAAUCAACAGCAGCAUGGAGGAGCUGAAGAUUCUAGUCCUGCACGGACUGAACAAGGAUCCUUCCCUCUAUUCCAAGCUGGAGAAGGCAGAUAUCCUUGAGAUGACCGUCAAGUACAUGAGGAACGUGAGCAGCGGCGCUCAGCUCGCAUGCAGCGACCGCUACCGAGCUGGCUUCUCUGAGUGUGCCGGCGCCGUCUCGCACUACAUGGCCACCGUCGACUCCUCCCUGCAGGGCCGCAUGAUGAACCACCUGUCCGCUGUCGCCGCCUCGCGGAUGAAGCCCGAAGCUCAGCCGACAAUGCAGACACGUGUGGUUCAGCAGCCGGUGUUCCCCGAACACACAGCCGUCAGCCUCGUUACGAAGCAAGAGAAGUUCGUCUGGCGUCCAUGGUAACCACGGGAGACGCAGCAGACGACGGAUCUACGACGGAGCAUCAAGGGCUCCAAUAACAGAUCGUGCGUGCGCGCCCGCACGCCCGCACAGCGCUCUAGAAGCCAAUGCGAGAAGCGAUGCGUCUACUCGUUGCUGAAACAGCAAAGCAAGUAGAGUGACGAUCAAUUCGCAGAGACAGGAACAGUGCGCAGAGACAGGAACAGUGCGCAGCGCCACGUGAACGGCAGCAGCAACACAAGUAGCAGUGUAUCACCAAAGAGUAGCGAGUGUCAUCAGCGAAUGCUACUCUAUACACCAAGCUUACAUCACCACCAACGAUGUACCCGUUCAUUUUAUCGUGACCAGUAGUUAUCGAGAUGACUAAGAAUGUUUUUAGGUUACUUUGGAAAACGUUAACAUGUUACACAUGUAUUUACUGCAAAAAUUGUCGUUAUUGGACUAUUUUUUUGUAGUUGCCAUAUGUAAAACAGCAAUUGUUUAUCUACUAUGAUGCAUUUUUACUAGACUAGACACAUCUACAAUGCUUAUAUCAUUGUAUAUAAAAGUGUUCACAGAAUAUAAGGAAGUAUGAUGAUAUGUUUACUGAAGACAAUAAAUUAUAUCAUAUAAAACUUUAA
This is a messenger RNA of Priapulus caudatus, 1226 nucleotides long. Its product is annotated as transcription factor HES-2-like. The coding region runs from base 16 to 609 and encodes 197 amino acids. NCBI's taxonomy places the organism in Eukaryota, Metazoa, Priapulida, Priapulimorpha, Priapulimorphida, Priapulidae. The record is from RefSeq and is a predicted model, not a curated record. Gene Ontology annotation, biological process: regulation of transcription by RNA polymerase II; anterior/posterior pattern specification; regulation of neurogenesis. The transcript is spliced from 3 exons. Gene Ontology annotation, cellular component: nucleus. Gene Ontology annotation, molecular function: protein dimerization activity; RNA polymerase II cis-regulatory region sequence-specific DNA binding; DNA-binding transcription factor activity, RNA polymerase II-specific.